Molecule: messenger RNA, 2811 nt
Organism: Bacidia gigantensis
Lineage: Eukaryota; Fungi; Ascomycota; Lecanoromycetes; Lecanorales; Ramalinaceae
Exons: 3
Coding region: 1-2811 (936 amino acids)
Biological process (GO): DNA recombination; DNA integration
Molecular function (GO): DNA binding
Source: RefSeq, a predicted model, not a curated record
AUGGAUCCUAGCUACAAUUCGUCUGACGAUGAACCAAUGGCCCCCCCAAAUCCUUGGGCCCACCUCGGAGCAGCGAGCCUUGCUUCGAUGCUGGCUAUUGAGGAUCCGAUGCAAGAAAGGAUCGCGGGCAAGCGAGCUUUCAAGGAAACAACUCUCGUUACCGACACUCCACAGGGAGCACAAAGGAUGCACAUGUGGCUGAACCGCUUCCAUCUAUUUCGGAAGCAAAUAUUAGGAAUCGGCCCCAAGGAAACACCAACUGGUGAGCAGAUUGAACGCUUCAGCAACACGAUCGUCAAGCACAUGCAACCACAGGCAGGGGGCGUGCCUUCGUUAGGAUCCUUGAAGAAUGGCAUUGUAGAUCUGAAAAGGGCUUUCCUUUUCUAUUUCCCUACAUUUCAGCUAUCAAACCAUGAAGAAUGUAGGAUAGCAGAAAAUCUACUUCGUCUAGUCCAAGAGGGGUUUUUAACUAGGAAGGUAAAACGAGAAUCACAUUGGGUUGGCUCUAGGAUGAUUCGCACUAUGAUCAACAGCUUACUUCAGGAUGCGUUUGACUACGGAACUAUGAACUGGGACAUUACUUUGUACAGAGUUAUGAGCUUGGUGGUUUACAGCGCCACUGCGGCGCGCGCUGGAGAUCUUUCGACCGAUACUGCGAAUGCUAAUGCAGGCAUCUUGACGUAUCUAAUGUAUCAAGAUAUUGCUAUGAGAUUCAUCCCCGGCGGAUCUGAGCUCAAGGAUCUAUUCUGUCAAAUCACAAUGCGGGGUCAAAAAGGAUCAAAGACCAACGAGCAUGCCAACAGAACUGUUGUUUGCAAAGCGCUAGACGAUACUAAUAACAAUGUCCUAUGUCCUAUCAACAUGAUCCUUAUCACCGCUCUGAGGCAAGGUAAUGUCUUUGGUACCAACAUCGACGAAGUGCUUCGACUUGCCCGUAAGCGUAGGGACAAAACCAGUCUGUGGCAUCACCCUGAGCGACCUGUUUUCUGCCAAAUGACGAAUGCUUCGUUGCUUGCGGUCGACAAACCUGCUUACAAAAAUCAGUUUAAUCGAAUUGUUGGGAGGGCAGGCCAAGUGGCGGGAGUAUUAGCUAAAAUACGUUCCCAUGAUCUUCGUCGAGGGGGAGCGCGUGAAGCAGCCCUGUUGCCUCAAAUUAAUGGUAUAGCAACUCCCGGUGUUGCUUCUGUACUUGGGCAUAGUCACAUGUCCUUGCAAACGGGGGUAACACAACAUUACGUUGGCGGAAUGACCCAUGACGUCUGGACAGACCGAGUCAACCUGGGUCCGCAACAUCCGUUGGCAAUGGAACCUAUGAUUGAUGCUUCAGCAGGAAGGACAUCAAAUAGAAAGCGCACGAUAGGAGCUAGGCAGAUACGCGAAUAUUGUGAAGCAAAUGGAUUCGACCCGGAUGACACUAAUCAGCGUGACAGGGUGAGAAAGAGAUUAAAGAAAGCAGAACAUGAGCAACUUAUCAAGCAGCACCUCAAUGCUUCUGUUGAAGACACGGAGGAAGGAUUCCCUCACGCCCUGUCGUUGGUGGAGCGUCCUUCACCUGUUGAAGCAAACCCAGCAGAUGUGCUCGAAGCAGGGAGUGAGCUUGCCACCAGAGGAGCAGGCCCCACUGGAAGCCGUAGCAUGAUGACUAUGUCAAGGCAAGAUGAUCCUGAAGUCGAUGAAUUCCCCAUAGACGAAGAUCUGCUCGAAGCAGGAAUGGAGCUUUCCGCCGGACUAGUCAAUAAUCCAAACAAAAGUCCCAACACGCUACCUAUGUCUAACAUCGAAGCAAAAGAUCCUGAUGUGGACGAGUAUCCUGUGGACGAAGACCUCCUUGAAGCGGGGAUUGAGCUUUCAAAGGACAUUCCAAUUGAUCCGCGCUUGCUUGAAGAAAACACCGAUGUUGCAGACCCAGCUGAUGAAAACAUAAGUAUCAAUCUUGCAGAUCUAGUUGCCGGAAACACGAGCACUGAACUUGCCGAUGCUAUGGAAGCAGCUGCUUGGGAUAUCACACAAGCGACCGAAGAAGAUAAAGCACUAGCAUUCGAUGGAAUGGAACCCAUAGCUUUCAUAAGAAAGCUGUCAACGAUCAACACCUUCGCCCACUCACAAAGAGUGGGAGAUCCUGCCGCUUUCAUGGAAAGCUUGAAAGGGAACGGCAAAAGUCCGCCUGUACGGUUCAUACAUGCUUGCCGGAACAAACGUUUCGGAUGUGAGUAUACUCAUCAGAGCUCGACCAGCAUGGCAGGCCACGAGCCCAAGUGUAUCUUAACAUCCGACGAGGCUUUCGAAGAAAAAAAGCGUAAAGAUGAAGCAAGAGUGCAUCCCUGCACAUUUGAUGAUUGUGAAGCAGUUUACAAGACUGAGAGAUCUUUGAAAGAUCACGUUAAAAAAAUGCAUAAGUUCACACCUCGGCGAUGUCAAAGCAAAGGCUGUGCGGAUGAUACAAUUUGGCAAGAUCACAAGGCUCUCGAAAAGCACAAAAGGACUGUUCACUGGGACAGCGAAGAUACCUUUACUGCAAUCAAAUGCAAAGUCCCAUCUUGCUCGUCUGACAAGGUCUACACGACCCGACGCCAAUACCAGAAGCACCUCACGGGGCACGGCCUCCAUACGGAGGAAUCAAAAUUUCCAUACUAUGAUGUUGCGGAUCAAAAGCCGAUCCAUCGGGGCAAAUACGAGCCCAAGAAGUGCACAUAUGCUGGUUGCACAUCAGAUCAUAUCUAUCCUGACCGUCCUUCAUAUCAACAACAUCUCCUCAAGACACAUGGCCUGACUUUGGAAGAGAGACACAAGUAUGAGGAGGGCGUUCGCUGA